Cryptomeria japonica (Japanese cedar) is the source of this 768-nucleotide messenger RNA. RefSeq lists its product as uncharacterized. The record is from RefSeq and is a predicted model, not a curated record. Lineage: Eukaryota; Viridiplantae; Streptophyta; Pinopsida; Cupressales; Cupressaceae. Bases 1 to 768 code for a protein of 255 amino acids. The transcript is spliced from 2 exons.
AUGGUUCUGCAAGGUGGACAACAAAAGACAGUGAAUGCAAUAAUUAGAACCCUAGAAGACACCACUGCAUCAGAGAUCGUAGCAAUCACUUCACAUGCAGUCCAUUUUUCUCAAUUAGUAGUAGAUGAUCUUGAGAAAAAGCAUUUAAGAUUAAAGGAUAUGCAUGUAUCUCUCAAUGAAAAUUACAACAAAUUAUUCAUUGAAAAUUGUGCAUUGAAGGAGCAAAUGAAGAAAGUAACAACAGAUUCUUUAGGAGGAAUUAGGCUUGAAGAAUUGGAAAAAAUGAAUAAAGAAUUACAGCAAGUCAAGGAUGAAGCUAAGAACAAUUAUUUUGAAAUUAGAAAGGCUUCACUUUUGAAGGUGGCAAAUAAGGUUAUUGAGAAAUUAAGCGAGGUGCACACCUCAUAUUCUUUGACUUCACAGCUCCUCCGCCAGCUGGAAGAAAUUCUUUCAUUUUUUCAACCAAUUAGUGCUAAUUGGAUGCCAAAAGUACGGCGCCUGCGGACCAAUCAGGUCGGCCCCACUGGCCAACCGACCCUCCGGUCACCGUGGUCCCUGCCGGCUACAAACAACGACGGCUCCGGCAGCCCCCUCGUCGGUCGUCCGUUCCGGCAGCCCCGCCAAGCUCCGCUCCGACCAGGCCGCACCGCCUCCGCCCCGCCAAGCUCCGCUCCGCCCGGCCAGCACUCCACUCAGCCCGGGCCGCACCACCUCCACCCGGCCCGAGCUCCUCCUCCGCCCGGACCACCACCAACCCCUCCUCUCUAG